Molecule: messenger RNA, 4228 nt
Organism: Cajanus cajan (pigeon pea)
Lineage: Eukaryota; Viridiplantae; Streptophyta; Magnoliopsida; Fabales; Fabaceae
Product: putative disease resistance RPP13-like protein 1
Molecular function (GO): ADP binding
Source: RefSeq, a predicted model, not a curated record
AGUAAAAUUGAUAUAUUCCAAAGAUUAUCCGAACCCACAAUAUGCUCAACAGCUAUUGAUUGACCAUCAAACCUUGAAGCAAAGCCAUCUUCAACAACAUAGCCAAUAUUCAUUACCUGUUGUUACUAUUAACUCUACUCUAUAUGCAUUGACACUGAUACAUUCAUUCUCGUGAUAAAGCUGCACUUCUUAUUUUUAUAAUCGUUUCUUUUCGAUUCUGCCACUUUCUUUCCAACCAUGCCGGUGCUAGAAACUCUUGGUGGUGCUCUUUUUGGAGCAGCCCUUCAGGUGCUAUUUGACAAGCUGGAUUCUCAUCAAGUUUUGGACUACUUUCGUGGAAGAAAGCUCGAUGAGAAGCUGCUGAAGAAGUUGAAGGUGAAGUUGUUGUCAAUCAAUGCUGUGAUUGAUGAUGCAGAACAAAAGCAGUUCAGCAACUCAUAUGUCAAAGCAUGGCUUGAUGAGCUUAGAGAUGCUGUGUAUGAUGCGGAGGAUCUGUUGGAUGAAAUAAACUUUGAAUUCUGUAAAUGGGAGUUGGAAGCUGAAUCUCAGACCAAUGCUAGUAAGGUAUGUAAUUUUGACAUUGAAAUUGAGUUAAGGAUGGAACAAAUCCUUGAGGAACUAGAAUUUCUUUCAAGCCAAAAGGGUGAUCUAGGUUUAAAAAAUGCUAGUGGUGUUGGUAUUGGUGCUGGAUCAGGAUCUAGUAGUAAUGUGACACAGAAGCUGCCAUCAACAUCUUUGGUGGUUGAAAGUGUUAUUUAUGGUAGAGAUGAUGACAAGGAAAUGAUCCUUAAUUGGUUGACUUCUGACACUAUCAAUCAUAGUCAGUUAUCAAUACUUUCUAUUGUGGGUAUGGGCGGGAUGGGUAAGACUACUCUUGCCCAACAUGUAUACAAUGACCCAAUGAUGGAGCAAGCUAAAUUUGACAUCAAAGCAUGGGUUUGUGUUUCAGAUGAAUUUGAUGUUUUCAAGGUAACAAAAACAAUUCUAGAGGCAAUCAUUGGAUCAACUGAUGACAGUAGUAACCUAGAAAUGGUUCAAGGUAGAUUGAAAGAAAAAUUGACUAGAAUGAGGUUUCUUCUAGUUUUAGAUGAUGUUUGGAAUGAAAAUCGAGACCAAUGGAAAGCUUUGCGGACUCCUCUUAAUUGUGGGGCUCAAGGAAGUAGAGUUCUUAUCACCACACGCCAUAACAAAGUUGCUUCUAUCGUGCAGUCACAUAAAGUACAUCACCUGAAGCAAUUACAAGAAGAUCACAGUUGGCAAGUCUUUGCUAGACAUGCAUUCCAAGAUUAUGAUUCUCAGUUGAACGAUGAGUUGAAGGAGAUUGGUAUAAAAAUAGUUCAAAAGUGCAAAGGAUUGCCUCUUGCGUUGGAAACAGUUGGAUGUCUUUUACAUACAAAGUCAUCUAUUUCAGAAUGGCAUAGUAUACUCAUAAGCAAGAUAUGGGACUUUUCAGAAGAAGAUAGUAAAAUCAUCCCUGCUUUGUUGUUGAGCUAUUACCAUCUUCCUUCUCAUCUCAAGAGAUGUUUCUCUUAUUGUGCCUUAUUCCCCAAAGAUUAUGAGUUUGACAAGAAAAGUUUAAUUUUGUUAUGGAUGGCUGAAAAUUUUAUACAAAGCUCUCAACAGAGUAAGGGCCCGGAAGAAAUUGGUGAACAAUACUUUGAUGAUUUAUUAUCAAGGUCCUUCUUUCAACAAUCAAGCAACAAAAUGUGUUUUCUCAUGCAUGACCUACUCAAUGAUUUGGCAAAAUAUGUUUGUGGAAACAUCUGUUUCAGAUUGGGAGUUGAUAAGCCAAAAAGUAUGUCAAAAUCCCGACAUUUUUCAUUUGUAUCCAAAUACAAUAAUCAAUAUUGUGAUGAGUUUGGGGAUUUUUGUUAUGCUAAAAGGCUACGUACAUUUAUACACACAUGUUUUUACCCUUGGCGUUGCAAUAUGUUGAUACAUGAGUUGUUUUCCAAGUUCAUUUUCAUACGUGUCAUAUCUUUAUUUCGUUGUCAAGACCUUAGAGAGGUUCCUGAGUCUAUAGGAAAUCUCAAACAUCUCUGUUCAUUAGAUCUUUCAGAAACUAAAAUAAGAAAGCUACCUGAUUCAACAUGUUCUCUCUAUAACUUGCAAAUAUUGAAGUUGAAUUAUUGUUUCUAUUUGGAGGAGUUGCCCUCGACUUUGCAUAAACUCACAAAUUUGCGUCACCUUGAAUUUAUACAUACUAAAGUGACAAAGAUGCCAAUGCAUUUGGGAAAACUAAAGAAUCUUCAAGUAUUAAGUUCUUUUUUUGUUGGCAAGAGUAGUGAUGAGUCCAAUAUUCAGCAGCUAAGAGAACUCAAUCUUCAUGAAAAGCUAUUAAUAGGGAACCUACAAAAUAUUGUGAAUCCCUUAGAUGCAUUGGCUGCAGAUUUGAAAAAUAAAACACAUCUUGUGGAGCUACAGUUAUCAUGGGAAUGGGACCAAAACAUUGAAGAUUCAAUGAAAGAAAGGAAAGUACUAGAGAAUCUACAACCUCCCAAAUAUUUGGAGAAGUUGUCAAUUUGGAGAUAUGGUGGUACACAAUUCCCAAGCUGGUUAUGUGAUAAUUCAUUAUCGAACAUUGUGUCCCUCGAUUUGAGGUACUGUAAAUAUUUCGUAUGUUUGCCUCCCUUGGGGCUCUUGCCAUUUCUCAAGAACUUGAUGCUUAUAGGGCUUAAUGGGGUAGUGGUUAUUGAUGCUGAUUUUUAUGGAAGUAGCACUUGUUCAUUUCCAUCCUUGGAAACUUUGUACUUAUCUUCAAUGGAUGAAUGGGAAGCAUGGGAAUGCAAAGGUUUGACAGGUUCUUUUCCACGUCUUCAACAUUUUUCUUUAACGGACUGUCCAAAGCUGAAAGGGAAUUUGCCAGAGCAACUUUGUCAUUUAAAAUAUCUAUACAUUAGUGAAUGUGAACAACUUGUGACUUUUGCUCCAAUGGCUCCAGAAAUUCAUCAUUUGAAUCUAACAAAUAGUGGAAAUAUGCAUUUCGAUUAUCAUCCAACUACUUUGAAAGAACUCUCCAUUACGGGACACAACAUGCUAGCAUUGUCUCUCUUUGAUACUUCUCUUGAAAAAUUGUGCAUUCAUUCUUCCCCAAAUAUGAGUAUUCCCAUGAAUAGUUGUUUCAAUUUCCUCAUAACAUUGGAGAUCAAUGAUGGUUGUGAUUCUCUAACAACCAUUCAUCUAGAUUUCUUCCCAAAACUCUGUCAACUUGAAUUGACCAAGUGUCCUAAUCUGCUAAUGAUUUCCCAGAAGAACACUCAUAAUCAUCUCAAGGAGCUGAGAAUUAGUGAGUGCCCCCAAUUUGAAUCAUUUCCCAACGAAGGAUUAUCUGCACCUAAGUUAGAGAGUUUUAGAGUUUCAAUAGAGCAUUUGAAAUCAUUGCCUACACGCAUGGACAUCCUACUUCCAUCUCUUACUAGUCUCUGGAUAUAUAAUUGCCCACAAGUGGAAUCACUCUCAAAUGGAGGAUUGCCAACAAAUUUAAAAGAAUUGCAUCUCACAAAUUGCUCCAAACUUGUUGCCUCAAUGAAAGGAGCUUUAGGAGUAAACCCCUCUCUAGAUAUGUUGUGCAUUGAAAAAAUGGAUAUGGAGUCUUUUCCAAAAGAAGGUUUCUUGCCACUCUCUCUUACUUACCUAGAAAUCAACCAUUGUCGAAAUCUUAAGAAACUAGACUACAAGGGUCUUUGCCACCUCUCCUCUCUUAUGGAAUUGAAUAUUGGUGACUGCCCUAGCCUCCAAUGCUUACCAAAGGAGGGUUUGCCUAAAUCCAUUUCAUGUUUUUCUAUUUGGGGUUGUCCUUUGCUCACAAAGCGUUGCCAAAAACCAGAAGGCGAAGAUUGGGAGAAGAUUGCUCACAUUGAAGAUGUGUGCAUUACCUAAUAAGAUGAACAAGUUUCAAAUUACACAUGCAUCAAUUCUUACAUGUGUGUCUACCUUUUCAUCAGGACACAAAAUGAUGAAUGUUAUGAAACUCAAAUGUUCUGUCCAAGAAAAUACAAAGGCCUAAAUUUGGUUGAGGGAUGUUCGAUGUCCUACCAAAGCCUUUGGAAGUCCUUGAAUCGAGGUGGUUAAUAAGUUGCAGAUUUACUACUCACUAGCCUUGGAAAUGGUUAGUUUAUUAAAUUGUUUUAAACAUUAGUUUAUGUGUGCAAAACAUAUGAACGGAUAUCUCUCAUUUUCUGUAUUAUAAAGAAUGUAGGUUUAAAGUUCUAACAAGAUUAUGAACAUU